This is a messenger RNA of Pyricularia pennisetigena, 3342 nucleotides long. RefSeq lists its product as uncharacterized. The coding region runs from base 1 to 3342 and encodes 1113 amino acids. The transcript is spliced from 3 exons. Gene Ontology annotation, cellular component: mediator complex; core mediator complex. Lineage: Eukaryota; Fungi; Ascomycota; Sordariomycetes; Magnaporthales; Pyriculariaceae. The record is from RefSeq and is a predicted model, not a curated record. Gene Ontology annotation, molecular function: transcription coregulator activity. Gene Ontology annotation, biological process: regulation of transcription by RNA polymerase II.
AUGGCGGCCGUCAUGAUGAAUGGCAUUGGCCCGGAUGGUGCCAUGAAGUCGAACUUGGACCAGAAGCUCAAUAACCAUGGAGGCGAUACCAAGGCCGUGUCGAGCUCGGAGAUAGUACAACAACAGACACCUGCGCGGUCAUUACAGUCCGAUAACCCUUUAAGGAUGAAUGAUCUGCCAGACGAAAUUGUGCACAUUACAGAGAACUUCUUAUCGCUCAAUCAGCUACUUUCUCGCCUGGCACAAAGAUCCCACAAUGAACUGGAAGACACCAUAAGGGCUCUGGCAAAAAAGCCACUCCCUAUGGCGCCGAUGCUCAAUGGUAAUGCGGAUCACAACACGAUCGAGGACUCGAGCAACGAGAACCUAGAUAAAAAGAUUACCCUGCUCAAGUUUGCCCAGGAGCAGCACGCAAAAUGGGUCAAAGCACUAGUCAUCACGGACUGGAGCAAGAAGGCGAGCACACUGAGCAAACUGAUCGAUCUUAAGGUGCAUAUGCACACGCAGAUGGAAAAGUAUGACUUUGUUCUGGACCGGAUGAUGCACAGCAAACGCAAUCUUGCCUACGCCAGGCUACCGAGUCCGGAUCUCAAGACAGCAUUAGAGGUCCUCGCAAACGGCGAUGCCCCGUGGAUGCCGGAUCUUGGCUAUAUCCCCCCGCCCGAGAUGAGCCCAGAGGAACAACUGAAGUGGUUGGAGGAUCUUGAUACGCUCCUGUCGCUCAGGUUGACAAUCGAUGACCACGACAAGAUUCCGUACCACUUCAGGAACUACAGGAUUGGGUCGGGCCGAGUCACGUUUAUCGUCAAGGGGGAAUUCGAGGUCGACCUGACAAUCGCAGACGACGACCCUGAGAAACAGUACUGGUUCAUCGACUUUCGGUUUCUUUUCAGACCAGCACCGCCCGGACUUUCUGAAAACCUGCGGAUGUAUCUCGAGCUGAAAGUGAACGAUGUCCUUGCCACGGAAGGACUUGCUGGUUGUUACAAGUACCUGCAUGAGCUUGUUUUGACGCACAAGAUCAACGAGCUGCGGAGACAGGCUUUGGAGCUCAGUGUUGGGAGAUGGGUCGACGCACUCAACGUCGAGCGACUCAACCGUUCGUUGGCGGUGCAGUACUGGACCUCUCGCUACCCAGUCAAGGCCCCCAAUGCGCCAAAGAGUUGGGUCAUUAUUGGGGUACAUAGUGCUGCUCCCUCGGGUGGUCGACGAGCAACAGCUCCUACGAGUCGCCUGGCCUUGAGAUGGUUCAGGGACAACCAGGAGGUCAAGGAUAUCGAGAUACCUCUGGAUCAGGCAGAUCUAUCUAUGGAACGAAUUUUGAAGGAUGUGAUCGGGCGCCACACCGAACACAUUCUGACAUUGAUGCACACAGGCUUGCGAAACAAGCCGCGGUUUGUGAACAAGGAGGACCAUUUAGUCCUGGAAAUUUCGAGGAAACAGCCGUCCGAGUCAUUUUUGGCGAUGCAACUCACAAAACUCGACUCCAUGGUUGUGCGGGUCGACCAGAUCGGUGGCACGUUUGCCGUGCAACCUCGAACUCGACCGAUGCCGAUGGCCGAGUCUAAUCUCAACACGCCAGGACGGGACCCUGUGGCGGUGAUUGGAUGGGUGCGCAACACCUUUGCCAUGGAAGAGUUGGUCCGUCGCGGGAAGAGUCAGGGCUGGGUCGUUGGCAAACCGCCAGUCAAACCGGACGAUAUGCGUAAUAUAUUGAGCAAUCGUGAACAGACCGACGCGAUGGCCUGGUUUAGGAAGCAGGGCUGGAGGCCUCAAUUCUACGUAUUGGCCCAUCUGAGUAUGAGUGGUGACCAGUGGUGGCUCGUAGAGCUGACUACGCCAAACUCCAACUCGGCCGCGUCGACCGCGGGGGGCAUACGUAUCAGGACUCACGUACAGCUGCAGUUUGCAUCUAAACAAGCAAUAAUGGAGUCUUCGUCCUUCUUCUCGGAUCUCAACUACUUCACCUCAGCCAUGAUCUCCAAGAUGAGGGAUCUUAGGGAACUUCAUUCCAGGAGAAUCAACCACAUCGACCAGCCAUGCAUCAGACCUGGUCAACCUUCAAACGUUAGGAUGCCCACCAUUUUCAUACGCACUUCUGAGAUUUUGCCGUCGCUCAACGGCAAAAGUUCUUUGGGGCGAUGGGCUGCAGACGAGGUUCGUCUGUCGGUUGCCAAUGUGCAGUCUUCAUCCUCAACUGAGGUCGACAGGAGGGGCGAAAAUCGGCCUGCCCUGUCGACGCGGAUGGAUUCGCGCAUCGUCAUCGCAUCCGAGGCUCGUCUUCGGGUCCUGGAUAAGAGCAAGUUCCGGCAGCUCAGCUCAAGGGUGGACCGCGAUGUUGCCUUCAACCACAAGACUGGAGAGUUUGUGCUGCAACUAAGGUCAGAGCUGGGGGAAACCAUGAUAGACAAGUUGAUUUCCCGAUUGCAGACGAUAGAGCGCCUCUACGAAUUCCUCGGGUCCAUUAGUCGCGCUCCCAGGGGCGUGCAAUGCGAGACGGUCACGCUACGAAGGGUGGUUUUCACGUACAGCGACCUUCCGCAACCGGUGAGUGAAGAGUUGGCUGCACUGCAACCGCCGACGAAACGAUGGAAGGUUGUGCUUGACUUUGCAGACCCGAGGACAGUCAAGCUCGUCCUGGAGAAGAACAACCCUCACAUACGUGUCGUCGACAUGCUGCAAACCCUGGCCAACUCACCUCGGGGGCUGGAGAGGUUACCGUUCUACCUGCCAACCACACUUGCAGUGUAUCGGGCUCUUGAUUCGAUCAGUGAUACGUGGCAGCAGUUACAAGUUUCGAGGAAGGGCACUUUUGAGAUUUUCACCAAGAACAUCGACCUGGCCACCAUCAGGUAUGAUCUUCCCGGCCCCCAGGCGCGCCGCCUAACACUUGACGUCAAGCUAGUAGCGCGCAGGGGAGAGCUGUCUUGGCACGUCAGGAGGGUCGACGCGGAACCGAACAAGUCCAACGAUGAGUUUAGCAGGGUGCUCAAGGACAUAUGGAAUACCAAGAGCCCCAAUUGGAAGAGCCUUUCAACCAGCGCUUGCGGGCCAGCGUCGGCGGGAGUCGAGGAGCUGCUCAAAGGCAUAGACAAGGCCGUGCGGACCCUGCUGGACUCGCCGCCGCUGGUCUUGCAGCCGCAGCAGCAGCAACAGUCACAGGCCCAGCAACGUCAGCCAGUGGUACAGCCGGGUCAGCAACCCCAGAUCCAAAAUCAAGCAAACGGUGUCAUCAACAGGGGGCCACAGCGCCCGGGCCUGUCGGGGGGACUGGGGGCUCAGAUGCGGCAGAAGCAGGUACCGCAAGCCCCGAUGGGCAACCACGUCGUUGAUCUGACCUAG